Molecule: messenger RNA, 2106 nt
Organism: Musa acuminata subsp. malaccensis (wild Malaysian banana)
Lineage: Eukaryota; Viridiplantae; Streptophyta; Magnoliopsida; Zingiberales; Musaceae
Source: RefSeq, a predicted model, not a curated record
AUGGCUGCGGCUGGUAGCGGCAGUUUCCAGAACGGACGUAUUGCCUCGAAGGGCCUCAUGAUGCUCGUGACCUUACUUCUCGUCUCCUGCUGUCCCGGCUAUGGCUUCGGCGAUGAGGAUCAUGUCGAGGUGGAGGGAAUCAGCAGCAGUUGCAUGGAGAGCGAGAGGAGAGCUCUCCUCGCCAUCAAAUCCGAUAUGUACGACCCCGACAACUGGUUUUCUUCUUGGACCGGCAAAGACUGCUGUGGGUGGAGAGGUGUGGCCUGCGACCACACCACCGGCCAUGUCACCAAGCUCGACCUCCGCUACCCCUACACAUACGAAUUGUGGGAUAUGUUUAACGAUGGGGAAACAAUAGGCGUGAGCAAGGUAAAUCCAUCUUUGCAAGAACUGAAGCAAUUGAAGUAUUUGGAUUUGAGCAUGAAUAACUUCUCCCACGCCCCUGUGCCCAAAAUGAUCGCUUCACUAGUCCACUUGGAAUAUCUCAACCUAUCUUAUGCCAUGUUCAAUGGACCAAUUCCACCUCAGCUGGGGAACCUCUCCAACCUACACUAUCUCGACCUUCAACGAUGGUAUGAUGAUGAUUUUCUACAUGUUGAUGAUCUCGAUUGGCUCUCCCGUAUUCCUUCUCUAAAAUAUCUUGACAUGAGUUAUGUCAACCUCUCCAAAGCAACCAAUUGGUUCUACAUAAUUAAUUCAAUCCCCACACUUGAAGUGCUACAUUUGUUUUUUGUAGACCUGCCAUAUGUUCCAUCUCCUUUGCCCCCUUUUAAUCUGACAGCCAUCGCCACGUUGGAUCUGUCUUGGAAUUCCAACAUCACGUCUGCCAUGCUAAGAUGGCUUUCUAACGCCACCAGCCUCGAGAACCUCCUUCUUUCUGGCUGUGGGAGUCUCACUAUCGAGUCGUUACAAGUUGCUCUCGGAGCUUUCAGUAAUCUGAAGGAGUUGGAUUUGUCAGACAACUUCUUUAAAGGAGAGAUUCGUGAAAUUCUGAACAAUGUCAGUAGCAGGGGCCUGAAGCACUUGGAUUUGAGCUCCAAUCAAUUAUCUGGAGAUAUUCCUCCAGGGAGCCUUAGAGACCUGGAGUACCUGGACUUAUCAACGAAUUUAAUUGUCGACGUACAUAUCUUAGCUUCUCUGGGGAAACUCACAAACUUGCGACAUUUACGGUUGUCGGGCAAUUCAAUCAGUGGAGAAAUUCCACCAAUCGUGGGAGAUUCUGUCCGAUUGGAGUACCUAGAUUUGUCCUUUAAUGGCAUCAUUGGAAAAAUACCACAGAGCAUCGGCAACCUCACCAACUUGGUACACUUAGAUUUAUCAUACAACAAUCAAAUUUCUGGAGAAAUACCAUCAACCAUUGGGGGUCUUCAAAACCUAAUUCCAACAUGGAUAGGAAGAAAGCUCUCGUCGUUGAGAGUUCUUCGUCUGAGGGCAAACUUUCUAUAUGGUACCAUCCCAAUGAAUAUAGUGAAUCUCACUUCGCUCCAGGUAUUGGAUCUUUCUUCCAACAAUCUAACUGGCAGUCUACCAUCAUCUCUAGGAAAUUUCAGGGCCAUGGUUGAGAUACAAAAUGAUAUCACGUCAGUGCUUCAUAUCAUAACAUAUUAUUAUGAAGAGAGCAUCUUGAUGACCACAAAAGGAUCAACGAUUGAUUACACAACCAUUCUCUCGCUGGUGACCUGCAUAGACUUGUCAAAUAAUCAUCUCUCUGGUGAAAUCCCAAAAGAACUGACAAAGCUUCUCGGAUUGCGCUUCCUAAACUUAUCCAACAAUCAUUUGACGGGGAGGAUUCCAGAAAAGAUGGGUGACAUGAAAACAUUGGAAUCGCUUGACUUAUCUGUGAACAGUCUGAUAGGGGAGAUACCUUCGAGCUUUUCUGCUAUGCAUUUCCUGGAACGUUUGAAUCUGUCUUACAACAACUUAUCAGGAAAAAUACCCACGAGUGGUCAAUUGUCGACCUUUGACUCAUGGACAUAUGUGGGUAAUAAAGGCCUUUGCGGUAUGCCGCUGCCAGAUUGCCCUGUUUAUCAAACUCCACCUGACGCCAGAGCUAAACAUGAAGAUGAUGAGAAGCUCGACAAAUUAUUGAAGAAAGCGAAGGCCUGA